Mesocestoides corti is the source of this 441-nucleotide messenger RNA. Lineage: Eukaryota; Metazoa; Platyhelminthes; Cestoda; Cyclophyllidea; Mesocestoididae. The record is from the annotation of a GenBank genome assembly.
AUGGCUGUCCUCUCUUCCAGCGAUCCAUCUGCAGAUGCGACUCUUAAAGUAUUUGCAGAUUCACUCGACUUCGCUCUGACGAAGGACUUCACUGAACAGAAGUUACUGGAGGCCAAGUUGUUGGUGUUCAAGGAGUUGGACUGCCCAUUUCCUGCCGGUUGGCAUGGCCUGCAGGCCUUUUUGACGGGCAUCGACGGUGAGAAAAGCCAGGCUCACACAGAGCUCCUCUUCUCUGUAGACGAGGCAGGAGUUAAAAAGGCGGCUCAACAGUUAAAGCACCAAUUAGAGCAGUCAGUUGCACUUGGCCGGGCUGUUCUCGGUCCAAAGGAGACUUCAAAAUGGACGAAGACAAGUGACCAGAGCUUGUUUUUUUCUGCUGCAGUAGUAAUGCAUGUGCGGACUACUGCGCAGGAUAUUUUCGUACUAUUUUUAAGUUACUAG